AUGAACAAAAUUCAUGCUUUCCAUCGUUAUGGGGAUUUGCGACUUCGGUCUGAUGAAGGAACAAUAUUCAGAGUCGAUUCCCAGCGCCUCGCCGAUAUCAGUCCCGUCUUCGACAACAUGCUUGAGCUCCCUCAACCUAGCUGUCCUACUGGCAACAAACGCAUCGGGCUUUCCUCUGUGCCUAUCGAUCUCGCCUUCAGCUCGAAUGUUCUGGAGAUCUUCUUCGAGCUAUUAUACUCUAUGAAGGCGACAUUACCCUCACUCCCCUUUUCAGACGCACUAUCAUUAUACGAAUUCUGCGAGAUGUUUGACAUCGCUCCACGGCUCAAGGGCUUAUCUCGAAAAGCGAUAAUAAGCGCCGCGAUCGAAGGCGGUCAAUGGGCUCUUCUUAUCUGGUCAGCGGAUCGUAACGAUCUUGUCAUGGCUAGAGAAGCUCUAAGGAAGAUGACCAACGAUGACUUCCUUCGUCCUCAAAUUGCAAGACUCCCGGGCAAGUGGAAUAAGGUCACUUUUUGGAGUGCGGUAGAGAAGUUACCUCUGUCGUGGCAAACUCAUCUUCUUCGCCUUACGCUUCAUCCCCCCUCACUCAAAAAUAUUUCAGUGCCACCAAAAAGUGUUGGAUAUACACUCAAAUGCAAACGCGAGGAGAUGCCGAUGAAUCCAACUUCGACGCAUCAUGAUGCCGCUUCGUUCAAGAUGACUCAGGACUGGGCGAGUGUAGCAUCAUUGUUCAUGCCUCCUAGUUGA
Kwoniella shivajii is the source of this 747-nucleotide messenger RNA. RefSeq lists its product as uncharacterized. The coding region runs from base 1 to 747 and encodes 248 amino acids. NCBI's taxonomy places the organism in Eukaryota, Fungi, Basidiomycota, Tremellomycetes, Tremellales, Cryptococcaceae. The transcript is spliced from 2 exons. The record is from RefSeq and is a predicted model, not a curated record. Gene Ontology annotation, molecular function: protein binding.